AAGAAAAGUCAGCUGCUGUAAAUGUCAAUAAAGAUUUUUGAAGAAAUUUGAUAAUAAAUUGAAAAAUAAUUAAAGUCAAAUAUAGGCGAGAAAUGUUCUAAUAAAGAUUUUGUUUAUUCGAAGCUUCAAGAUGUUUUCGUUCGGGAAGCAGCGAGCCUUACAUAAGUGUCUCAAGAUUUUGAGGUUAGCUAUCGUAGAUUUUAGUAGCCUCCCCGAUAUAAAGAAGUUGAACCUGGUUAGGACCGUGGAGAAGACUAUAGAUAACAACACGAGUAUAUUUAUUGAGAGUCCUAUUCAUGUAAAGGUACAGCCCAUAGAUGUAAACGAUUUGAAAGCUCAUAACAAAUUGACGAUGACAUUGUACAGCCAAGGGAAAGACACUAAUGAUUUCCAAUUGAAACAGACUUCGAAGCGUCUAGAACUUCUCAAUAAGAACACUUCGCCGGACCGUAAUGACGUAUGUUUAAUACAAGUACCAUAUAAGUUGAAAGUUCAGGUUACAACCACAGAAGAGGCGUCAGUGCAUUUAGCUAAUUUAGAAGCUGAAGAGUUUGUUAUUAAAACUCAGAAAGGGGCUGUGAAUGUAGGUAAUUUGAAGGCGGAUAAUAUUAAAGUGGAAACUACUUCAGGCGACGUAGAAACUAUAGGCAGGCUGCAAGCAAGUAACAUUGAAUUAAAAACAGGUAUGAACGGCGAAAUAAAGUGUAACAAUAUAAUGGCAAAUAACUUUAACAUUUCGUCACACGGUGGUCAUAUAUCAGUCAAGUCGUGCUACAGUGAUAAGUCUCAUAUCAUGACUUUAAUGGGAAAUAUUAAACUAGAUCACAUGCAUGGACCUGUGAAAAUUGAUGUUAUACAGAAAGGUAAUUUACGCAUGACCGGAUUUUCCGGCAACUUGGAAGCCUCCCUCAAAAGCGGGGAUGUAUUCUUGCAUGCCUCACAGCUAACUGACAAAAGCAGUAUAUUCAUACACGAAAAGGGUACAGUGGAACUGUUGAUACCUGAUAUAGUUAAGAAUUUGCCAACAACUAACUUGAUUGCAGAGAAAAUUAAAGUCCAGGAAAGUAUACUGAAACUUGGCAGGUUCAUGGAUGAUUCUACAUCAAAGAGGUUUCGCUAUGAAAAGGAUCCACAGCAUGAAUUGCAUAUAGUUUGCAAGAAUGGGUCCAUUGAUAUUAAGGAGACAGAUUUACCAUUCAUGGUCUAGUUAUUAAAGUUUUGGCAUUUGUGAAUGGUUUUGAAAUAUAAAGAAAACCCUUCGCUCAAAGGGUGACCAAAAAUCAGUUUUCAAUGCUGUAAUGUAGAUCUAGCACCUUCAUAGGAAGUAGAAAGGUAUAAUCUAUUUUACUCAGCUAACUUAGUAAGAAAUACCAGAAAGCUCCUCAGAGAAACACAUAAGUGACUUAAAUAACUCAAAAGUAGAAAUUAUACAAACAUUUUUUAUUUGAAUAUGCUGUAAUAUAUUAUAAUAAUAUGAUUCAAAAGUACAUACUUGUAAAAGUUUAAUCAAAUAAAAUAUUCUGAUUUGAUUUAGACUUGAUAACUAGUUUCUCUUGAGAUUGAGUCAGUAGUUUUUUUAUUUGGUUACUUUGGUUGGAAUGAUGAACACAUUUAACCAGAAUUUAUUAUUCACAAUAUAAGAAUAUUAUCUGCUUAUCCAGUUAUUUAGAAAUUAAUAUUUAACAAGCAAUUUAAAGAACUGUACAUGUAUUUAUUUAUGCCAAUGGAUAAAAAGCAUUUAUAAUUUUACACAAAAAUAUUUUUAGUAAGCAUAAUAUUUACUUUGUCUGUAAGUGUGUACUCAUUAACCUAAGAUGAUAAAUUAAUGUAACUUGUUAAGCAAAUUUUAGAUGAUUCCUACACUUCUCCAAGUUAAAUUAUAUUGCAAUUUAAUUUGAAACAUAUCAAAUCUGUUUACAACAAAUAU
This is a messenger RNA of Maniola jurtina (meadow brown), 1927 nucleotides long. RefSeq lists its product as uncharacterized. Bases 131 to 1207 code for a protein of 358 amino acids. NCBI's taxonomy places the organism in Eukaryota, Metazoa, Arthropoda, Insecta, Lepidoptera, Nymphalidae. The transcript has a single exon. The record is from RefSeq and is a predicted model, not a curated record.